This is a messenger RNA of Exophiala bonariae, 1383 nucleotides long. RefSeq lists its product as uncharacterized. Bases 1 to 1383 code for a protein of 460 amino acids. NCBI's taxonomy places the organism in Eukaryota, Fungi, Ascomycota, Eurotiomycetes, Chaetothyriales, Herpotrichiellaceae. The record is from RefSeq and is a predicted model, not a curated record. The transcript has a single exon. Gene Ontology annotation, molecular function: flavin adenine dinucleotide binding. Gene Ontology annotation, biological process: fatty acid beta-oxidation using acyl-CoA dehydrogenase; butyrate catabolic process.
AUGAACUUCGAAUUACCGCCCGAUGUCCAAGCUCAUCUAAAACGCCUAGACACAUUCAUCAACGAGAAGAUCAUUCCCCUCCAACACAAAGAUGACAAUAAUCGUUUCUUCGACCACAGACGGGAAGCCUCGCGGACGCAAUGGGACAACCAAGGCCUUCCCACACACGACUGGGAAGUCUUACUAAGUCAAGCCCGGAAACUGGCUGACGAGGCGGGGUUCUGGCGCUUCUCAUUCCCUACCGAGUUUGGCGGUGCUGGAAGCACCGAGCAGAAUCUCUACAUGUGUGCCAUUCGGUACCAUCUGGCAUCACAUCCAGUCUACGGCGGCGGCGUCAGCCUCGCCAACGACCUGCAGAACGAGCACAGUGUAGUCGGCAACAAUCCCAUCGUGAUCAUGCUGCAGCACUACGGCACACCCGAGCAACAGAAGACCUUCAUCCCCGCGAGCAUCAAGGGCGAAUUCCGGUCCACGUUCGGGCUGACCGAAAUCCACCAUGGCAGCGACGCAACACACAUGGACACGACCGCCAAAGCCAUCACACUACCGAACGGCGAGCCGGGCUACGAAAUCGACGGCAACAAGAAAUGGCAGACCGGGAUGCACAGUGCCACGCACUGCCUCGUGUUUGCUCGAACAUCCGGCAAAGCAGGAUCUCCACGUGGUAUCACGGCCUUCAUCGUCCCUCGCGAAACCCCAGGUGUGGAAGUCGCAUCAUACCAAUGGACGCUGAACAUGCCGACCGACCACGCGACCGUCCUAUUCAAGAGCGUCAAGGUGCCAGCGUCUGCGAUCCUCGGCCCGCUGGACAACGGCCUGGCCAUCGCACAGACGUUCACGCACGAGAACCGCAUCCGACAAGCGAGCUCCAGCUGCGGCGCGGCACGAUAUUGCAUCGACCGCAGCGUCGAGUACGCCAACAGCCGCAAGGUGUUCGGCAAGGCGCUCUCGUCCAACCAGGCCAUCCAGUGGCCGCUGGUGGAGCUCGCCACCCAGCAGGAAAUGCUGCGCCUGCUGAUCCUGCGCACCGCCGUCGAGAUGGACCAGGUCACCGCCAAGGCCAAGGCCGCGGGGAAGGCCCCCUGGGUCGCCAUCGAGCAGCAGCUCGGCCACAAGAUCGGCAUGUGUAAUUACUAUGCCAAUCGCCUGUGUACCGAGGCUGCCGACCGUGCCAUUCAGGUCCAUGGCGGUGUCGGAUAUUCGAGGCAUUAUCCUUUCGAGCAUAUCUGGCGCCAUUUCAGGAGGUAUCGCAUUACCGAGGGGAGCGAGGAGGUGCAGAUUCGGAAGGUGGCGGCGUAUCUGUUCGGGUACAAGACCACGGGAGAGGCUGGAGAGAAGAAAGGUACGGAGGAGGAGUUGAAGAAGAGUGAAGCAAAACUGUAA